GUUCCCAACAACGAUGAAUACAACAUUCUGACCAGCAAUUUGUGUACGUUUAUCCUGAAAGUGGGUCACAUACAGGCGUGGAUAUAUUUAUUAUCAUUUUAAUAAGAAGCUGAGGUCAUUGCAAGAUGGAGAACUGCAGCUUCCAGAGCCAGCUGCUGUCCGUCAUGGAGGUGCUGGCUAAGGCGGCGGUGGCGGAGAUCAACCGGCGUGUGGAUGAUAGCUGCGCGGUGCUCCGGCUGGAGGUGAGCCAGAGCCGGCGGGACAUCGACCUGCUGAAGAGCAAGUGCGAGGUGAUGGAGGCAGAGCUGAGGAGGACCAGGAUGAGGGCCAGGAGGAAAGUGUUUUAUCCUCCAGCCGGUGAGAGAUUUUCUCCUUCAGUCAAAGUAGUUUUGAACAGAGAGAGACAGAGCGCAGACUGGGACAGACAGAUGAUGGAUGCUGAGGCUCAAAAUCAACCCCAGCAGUGUGCAGACAUGGAGCCCGCUAAUGAAGCUGACCACAUACAGAUCAAAGAGGAGUGCGCAGAGGAGGACCUGUGGAAGAACGACCCAGAGGACGAACACAUCUCUGGAGCUGGACAGCCGGCGUACUUCAAAACCUCACAACCUGCCCAGACUGACGGCUUUGUGAACCGUUACCUCUCAGCUGAGAACCCAGCAGACCCAGAAUCUCUCGUUUCCCCAGCGGACGGCUACACCGCUUUGAAGGAGCAGCAGCUGAACACAAACCAGAAUGGGACAGAACUCGUAGUGAAACAUGAGAAAGAGGAAGAGCCCGAUGAGAACGCAGCUCCUCUCGAUUCAGGCCACAAGUUUGUGACGGAGGAAGGUGACGAUCAGCUGUGGUCGUCCAGUCUGUGCGGAGAUGCCGGUGAUCCGAGCUCCUCCUAUGCCGGGCAACAGUUUGAGCAGAUUCCCACUGUGUUCACACCUCAAAGCGGCCUGCAUUUGGAAGAUAUGGCACCCAGAACUCACUCAGUAGGGAAAUCACAUUGUGUCACGGUGAAUGUAUCACGAGCGAAAAGACGAGCCAGAACACUGGGAUGUAAAAGACCACAGGCAGAUGAAGGACACAGUGCUUUGUCUCAGAUUAACUCCGUGGAUCAAAGCUCCCUUCCUCAACAAUGUCUGCAUCAGUACAGAGACGUUGCACCUGCUGUGAGGAACCCGGAUCAGGAUCCGAUGGCGCCGAAUCCAGCGGCCUCCUCGCUCUGCGGGCACAGCCGCAGUGGCUUCGGCCUGGCAAGGAGGAUGAGGACGCCCUGGAGGUCCGGCAUCGGCGAGAAGAGGUUCAGCUGCACGUACUGCGACAAAAGCUUCAUGAGGUUCAGUCAGCUCAAAGAGCACCUGAGGAGCCACACGGGGGAGAAGCCGUUCAGCUGCCUGCAGUGCGGCCGGAGCUUCACCAAGCAGUGCAACCUCAUCAGACACGCGGUGGUCCACAGUGGAGAGAAACCCUACGAGUGCUCGCUGUGCGGGAAGUGCUUCACCCAGCGCUCCAGCCUCAAGUCCCACCAGAAAACAGCUCACUGAGUUCAGAGUGGUUUAUUUUAUACAUCUGAUUCCUGUGUUUGGUAACUUUAAGAAACAUUUAACUGGAG
Molecule: messenger RNA, 1600 nt
Organism: Seriola dumerili (greater amberjack)
Lineage: Eukaryota; Metazoa; Chordata; Actinopteri; Carangiformes; Carangidae
Product: zinc finger protein 691-like
Exons: 4
Coding region: 126-1532 (468 amino acids)
Biological process (GO): regulation of transcription by RNA polymerase II
Molecular function (GO): RNA polymerase II cis-regulatory region sequence-specific DNA binding; DNA-binding transcription factor activity
Source: RefSeq, a predicted model, not a curated record